This is a messenger RNA of Alligator sinensis (Chinese alligator), 1943 nucleotides long. It is a transcript of the gene YJEFN3, whose product is annotated as YjeF N-terminal domain containing 3. The record is from RefSeq and is a predicted model, not a curated record. The coding region runs from base 1 to 1392 and encodes 463 amino acids. Lineage: Eukaryota; Metazoa; Chordata; Crocodylia; Alligatoridae. Gene Ontology annotation, molecular function: NAD(P)HX epimerase activity. Gene Ontology annotation, cellular component: mitochondrion. The transcript is spliced from 7 exons.
AUGGCAGGGGCGGGAACACUAAUUGCCGCUCUCGGCUCCGUCUUGGCACUGGCUAAAAAGCGAGGAGAAGAAGCCAAGUCGCCGUCGGCCCCCAGAGCCUGGCGCAGCCCGGGAGAGCCCCGCGGCCACGGGCCCCGACCCGGGACAGAGCUCACGGCCGCGGUCUCCUGCCUCGUGCUGCGCCGGUCCCUCCCUGCCUGGGUUUCGGGGCCGGUCCCGGGCUGGGAUUCGCUAGAGGGCACCAGAGGAUCUGGAAAGCCCCCGGCUCCGGGACGUCCCACGCCCAGAGGGUGGGAGCCCCCCGAGUCGGGGCGCCGUGUGCUGCAGGCAGCGCUGGGAACACGCGUCCCCUGCACACGGACAACGCCCCGGAGCGACUCCGACCCGACCCCAGCGGGCACCAUAACCCUGGCCCCCACGUCAAGCCGCCCGCAGCCGGUCUCCGGAUACCCAGCCAGCGCUUGGGAAGGGGGCUGCGGGGGCCACACCAGGGCCCCUGCUCCUCGGCCAGCUCAGGCCCAGUCCAGGGGGAGCGCGGGGUCCAGGACGUGCCCGCGACGGGGAUCACCCACCUGCGACCAUCCGCUCCAGCGACGGCCCUGCACACGGCGGCUCUGCUCCUCCCGCCGCUUCCCUGGACUCCAAGCCUGGCAUCCGGUGGCGUCCUCGGCACCCAGGACGUGCGCCGGGGGGCUGGCAUCGCGCAGCCGGGAGGAGGCCGAGGCGCUGGAGAAGGAGCUGCUGGAGGAUUACCGCUUCGGCCAGCAGCAGCUGAUCGAGAUCUGGGGCCAUGCCUGCGCCCUGGCCGUGACCAAGGCCUUCCCCCUGGCCGCGCUGCCCAGGAAGCAGCCCACGGUGCUGGUGGUGUGCGGACCGGAGAAGAACGGCGCCAUCGGCUUGGUGUGCGCCCGGCACCUGCGGGUCUUUGAGUACGAGCCGACCAUCUUCUACCCCAAGCGGUCCCCGACCCCCGUGUACCAGGACUUCACCACCCAGUGUCAGAAAAUGGACAUCCCCUUCCUGUCCUACCUGCCGACCGAGGUCCAGCUGAUCAACGAUGCUUACAACGUGGUGAUCGACGCCAUCCUGGGCGUGGACGCCGAGCCGGGGGAGAUGAAGGAGCCCUACACCGGCAUCCUGGCCACCCUGAAGCAGAUCCGCAUCCCCAUCGUCAGCCUGGACGUGCCCUCAGGCUGGGACGCGGAGUCCGGGAGCAGCGAGGGCAUCAGCCCCGACGUGCUGGUGUCGCUGGCCGCGCCCAAGCUGUGCGCCGCCCGCUUCCUGGGCCGGCACCACUUCGUGGCCGGCCGCUUCCUCCCCUACGACGUCCAGAAGAAGUUCGAGCUCAACCUGCCCGAGUACCCGGGCACCGAGUGCGUGGUCUCCCUUUAGGGAGAUGCUUCGGGGUGGCAUCAGGGACGCGGAAGGAGCAGGCAGGCAUCUGCCCAGCUCACAGCGUGACCCACCGGCACCGUGGGCCUGGCACAACCCUCCCCAAGCCCAGCUCAGCCCAGGGCCCUCCGGGUCAGGCCGCCCAUUUCCCCGCGCCGUGCGUGCAGGUCGGUGCUGUCCAUGGGGCGAGUCCCCGCUGCUGUAGCUGGAGGAGCUGGGGCAGGGGGGAGAGGGGAGGACAGGAGCAGCUGCCACUUGCCCGGGCCCCCCCGGCCCUGCAGCUCGGUGGCAGCUUUUCAAAUCGGUGCCGAUGACUUCGCCUCCGCUCUCCGCCGUGGCACCUUGCUGGCUGGGGUCCGGCAUGCCGGGGCGGCAGGGCGGGGAGCAGGACGCUGAGAGGCGGGGGCCACCCUUCUCGAGCAGGCAGGGCAGUGCCCAUCCCCGGGAGGGAGCUGAGCCGCCUGCUUGCAGAGGGUCGGCCUCCGGGGACCGCGCCGUCAGGCCCACGAGUGCUCGAGCUGUCGCUCACACGCAAAUAAAGAGGGCCUGGC